This is a messenger RNA of Aspergillus nidulans FGSC A4, 819 nucleotides long. Its product is annotated as chromatin-binding transcription regulator ADA2. Gene Ontology annotation, molecular function: catalytic activity. Bases 1 to 819 code for a protein of 272 amino acids. Gene Ontology annotation, cellular component: peroxisome. The transcript has 2 exons. Lineage: Eukaryota; Fungi; Ascomycota; Eurotiomycetes; Eurotiales; Aspergillaceae. The record is from RefSeq and is a predicted model, not a curated record.
AUGUCCUUCAAAAGCCCACCACCAACUCCAACCCACAGCACCCUAACUUUUCCCGCACCUACAAUCCUCCUCGUUACGCUCUCCCGACCUAAAGACCUCAACUGCAUCAAUUCAACCGGCCACAAUGAGCUUCACGCAAUCUGGGAGUGGAUGGACGAGGAGCCGUCACUUCGAGUUGGGAUUAUAACUGGUGAAGGGAGAGCGUUUUGUGCUGGGGCUGAUUUGAAAGAAUGGAAUGCUAGCACGCAAUCUUCAAAGCCGCGCAGUCCUAUGCCCUCCAGCGGUUUCGGGGGGCUUUCGCGCCGGAACGGGAAGAAGCCAAUCAUUGCUGCUGUGAAUGGGUUAUGUCUAGGCGGAGGGUGUGAAAUGAUCACGAACACGGAUGUAGUGAUUGCAUCCGAGAAGGCAUUUUUUGGGUUUCCGGAGGUGCAGCGCGGGGUAGUCGCUUGGGCCGGGGCGUUGCCACGGAUUGUGAGGACGGUUGGAAAGCAGCGGGCAAUGGAAAUGGUGCUUACUGGGCGUAGGGUAGAGGCGAGUGAGGCGGAGAAGUGGGGCUUUGUGAAUGAGGUUGUUAGUGCAGAGAAAGUUGUUAAGAGGGCUGUUGAGGUUGCGCUGCAGAUCGCGGGCAAUAGUCCUGACGCCGUGAUUGUGAGCCGGCAAGGGGUCAAGAUGGGAUGGGAGGGAGUUAGUGCCGAGGAAGGGACACGCCUGCUUGUUGAGAACUGGGAGAAGAAGCUGACUGCUGGCGAGAAUAUCAAGGAGGGUCUGAAAGCAUUUGUCGAAAAGAGAAAGCCGGAAUGGAAAGAAAGUAAAUUGUAG